CAAAAUGAAUGAUUAUUCGAAAUCCUUUGCCGGCGGCGACAUACGAAAUUAACCAUGCCGACAUCUCCUUCUUCAUCGUUAUCAGUACACCAGGAUGUAAUCACUGUUCCAGCACCUACGUGUAUGAAACUCAUCGCUCUCUCUUUCUUCUCUCUCACUCUCCUCUUCCUUGGAAAACACAUAUCUGACCACUCUUUCACAAAACAAUAUUCCCCGGCGCCGGCGACAAUAGUUAAUUCCACAGUCAACCCUGUCAUUCCAUCGCCGGCAGAGAUUAUCGAUACAGUACUUCAUGAUGUAACUAAUCCACCGCCGCCGCCGCCGCCGCCAGAUGGGUUUGUGGAAAGAACGGGAAUUGUGGAUGAAAAUGGGAUAAUGACGGCAAAUUUUCGAGUUGGGGAAUUCGAUCAGAGUUUAAUCGAUCAGAAUCAAGAAUGGGCUGACCGGGAAACACAUGAGAAGAAUACUAGUAGGCCUAUUCAUGUGGACAAAUACAGGAUAUGCGAAGAAGAUGACAUUAAUAUGGUGCCAUGCUUCGAUUAUUCUUCAAUGGAGGAGAUCAGGAAAAGGAAUAAUAACUAUGAUAGACAUUGCCCCCAAGAAGAAUUACAAGGAGAUGAUAUUAAUGAUUAUAGUUUAAUUAGUAAUUGCAUUGUCCCCAGGCCAAAUGGAUACAAGUUCAGAAUUCCUUGGCCAAACAGCAGAAAUCAGAUAUGGGCUAAAAAUAUACCCAUGGGAUCAGAAGAAGAAGAAGAAUUCAUUAAUGGGGAAAGGAAAUGGAUAUCAAAGGAGGAAGACAAGUUCAUAUUCCCAAAGCAAGAUGAAAUGCAGAACUACUUGGAUCAUAUAUCUAAGAUGGCUCCUGAAAUCGCAUUUGGGAUCAAGACCCAUCUGGUGUUGGAUUUGGGUGAUGGAAUAGGGAGUUUAGGAGCAUUCCUCGAUUAUCUUUAUAAUGUCACUACUAUCACCAUUAAUGCAGCACCAACCAUGGUGAUGGUGGAUAAGUUGAAGAAGAUGAAGAACCAGCAGUUGCUUAUCCAAUUAGUUUUGGAACGUGGAUUGCCUGCAAUGGUGGCUCCAUUUUCUUCUCAUCGUUUCCCAUUUUCAAGCCAGGCUUUUGAUUUAAUACAUUCUUGCCUACUAGAUGAUUGGACAGUUAAUGAUGGAAUUAGGUUGCUUGAAGUAGAUAGACUUCUAAGAGCAGGAGGUUACUUUGUUUGGUCUCCACCACUCACAUUCAUUAACCACAACAGCAGUCAAUCCCAUAAUUUACAACAAUGGAAAGAAAUGGAAGAUCUAACAGAGCGUAUAUGCUGGAAAAUCGUGAAGAAGGAAGACAAUAUUGUUAUUUGGCAAAAACCUCUAAACAACAGUUGCUAUCUUAAUCGUGAUUCAAAUGCCAAACCUCAAUUAUGCAAUGCUAACGAUGAUCCAGAUAAUGUUUGGAACGUUGAACAAAAGGCAUGCAUUAGUCGUUUACCCAACGACAACAAUUAUGUAACCGCCAACAUCAGUACAUGGCCAGAAAGACUACACGACCUACCAAAGAGGCUUUCGACAGUUGAAAUGGAUGCAUUCGUUUCUAGACAAGAUUUAUUACUAGCCGACAAGAAACAUUGGGAAAACAUUGUUUACGGUUAUGUUAAUGUGUUUGGGGUUAAAAAUUUGAUUGCUCGAAAUGUUAUGGACAUGAGAAGUGUAUAUGGAGGGUUUGCAGCUGCACUACAUGAUUCUGGAAUUGAUUGUUGGGUUAUGAACGUCGUUCCUGUUAGUGGGUUAAACACUUUACCUCUAAUUUAUGACCGAGGCCUCAUAGGAGUUCGGCAUGAUUGGUGUGAACCAUUUGACACUUAUCCACGAACUUAUGACAUCCUAAAUGCAGCAAGCCUCUUCUCAGUAGAGCAAAAGAGAUGUGACAUAUCUAAGAUAUUGCUAGAGAUGGAUCGAAUUCUAAGACCGGGAGGCAGGGUAUUCAUUAUGGAUACUGUGACAGUUAUCGCAGAGAUUAAAGAAAUAGCAAACUCAAUGGGAUGGGUUAUGAUGCAGUUCAACACAAUUGAGGGCCCCCAUUCAAGCUUCAAACUUCUGUUGGGUGAAAAGCGGUUAUAAAACUAGUAUAGGACAUUCGUAUCUCUUGUUCAUUUCUGAAGUUUCAUCCGCCUAUAAUACUAUGAGCCUAUCCAUUUUUCUAAAUCACCCAAAAAUAAAAGAGCCAUAAAGAAUGCAAUGAAUAACUGGCUUCACUAUUG
Impatiens glandulifera is the source of this 2249-nucleotide messenger RNA. Its product is annotated as probable methyltransferase PMT10. The coding region runs from base 55 to 2109 and encodes 684 amino acids. NCBI's taxonomy places the organism in Eukaryota, Viridiplantae, Streptophyta, Magnoliopsida, Ericales, Balsaminaceae. Gene Ontology annotation, molecular function: methyltransferase activity. The record is from RefSeq and is a predicted model, not a curated record. Gene Ontology annotation, cellular component: cytoplasm; endosome; trans-Golgi network. The transcript is spliced from 9 exons.